Microdochium trichocladiopsis is the source of this 983-nucleotide messenger RNA. RefSeq lists its product as uncharacterized. The coding region runs from base 348 to 863 and encodes 171 amino acids. Lineage: Eukaryota; Fungi; Ascomycota; Sordariomycetes; Xylariales; Microdochiaceae. The transcript has a single exon. The record is from RefSeq and is a predicted model, not a curated record.
UGACCACGGGGGUGACUCUUGAGGUGAGGAACGGCACUCUCAGGUGCUGGCCCGUACUACCUGAGACUAGGUUACGGGCGCGCUGCUUCACGGAAUCAGGAGUACCUCCCAAGAAUCAUCUCUGACGGGGAAAAUACCUGCUCCAGUACGUUCUUCAUCCUCAAUUCUUCGCCCGAUCGAAAGCUUUGUGUCGCCAGCGCCGUUGUGUUGUUCUCGUGCUGCCAGCAGCAGCGUCAGUAAGACAGAGACCCGCCACGACUGCCUGGCGGGCGGCGUCUUGAUGAAGCUGCCCUCAUCACGGCAGCCUGCAUGUUGAGUGCGAGUUGUAUCCGUGCGCCACGAUUUGUAUGUUGUGCGGGCGCACAAAGAGCGCUUUCGAACCCGCGUAUGGUUGCUUAAGCUUGCCGACAGGGUGUGUCGUGCGUGCAUGCGUGCGAAAAAUCAUCCAAUGUGGAAGCGUUGUCUCUGUACAUCUCAAUUCUACGUCCAUUUCUGUUGGAUAUACCUUCCACACUCACACACACAUACACACCUAUACCGUGCCGCAUACUCCCAAUCCAGGCCUUAAAACUUCAAUCACCCUCUGGCUCUGCACAAUGACACAUUGCUUCAAGAGUCACAACCCGAGGGUGAUGUCAUCGGACAUUAUGAUACAUAGAUACGGGAGGCUUAGGUCCAGGCACAGGGUUCCGUUAUUUGUCGCUAUGGUGAGUCGGACGGUAUCCGAUAGAAAUACAGCGUUGAUACAUGGUGCAAAAAGGCCGAUAUGUAUCUUGUAUGAUCCCGGAAAGCAAACUUUCAAGCAUGUACCUCGCUCUCUACAGUCGCUCAGUAGUUAUUGGAAACUAUCGGCCUUUCUGUAGUGUGAGUGAAGAGCUAUCUCAGGCUAAAUAUACAAAACGGCGAGAUGGGAUUGUCGUUUGGGAAAGAGAGACAACCUCGACGCGGAUCCUUGCUACACUGAAGCCAAUAUCGCACCAUAC